UUUCACUUUCAGUCUCUGCUGCACAAGUAGAGAUUCUCAGCCAGAGGUGGGCGGCUGCAGUCAGGAGGUGGUCACGGAAUCGGGGAAACUCCAGAAAACCAGCAGAGAACUAACAGCAGGGAUCACUGGAAAAACUGGCAUCACUGGAACCUCAGUGAAGAUGAAGAUUCAGUGGGUGAUUUGCUAAUGAGGAGAACAGGUGCACACAUUGAGUUGUUACCUUCUCCAUGGAAACAUAGAAGAGGAGAAGCCCAGCCAGGCCAUCCAGUCCAUGUCAUGUGCAAGGUAGUCCCAAACUGAACAAUAAAUUCAGAGAUGGAGAGUUCAAUUGGAAACCGUUGCUCUGUACUAUUUUCCAAUUCUGUUGAACUUAGGAGACUUGAUCAGCUACUAACAGACCUGGGGCUACAGGACUUUUAUCCCAACAAACUCUCCCUCAACAAUGUCUUGGAGCUCGGGAAGGAGCCGUUUAUGGGGAAUCGACCAAUCGCUCCUCAGGAGAUUCCCAGAUAUUUCCUGAGGAUGGUGAUGAAGGUUGAUACCAACGCUAGGGCCCUACCAAUUGGGACAAUCCUGGACUGUGCACAAGAGGACAGAAAGGCCACUGAUGGAUUGAAUUCUCCUCCAGGCAGUCUGAUGUCCCAAGAGAUAGCAUUUCACCCUUUAGAUGUCAUCACCGCUAUCUUUCUGUGUGCGGAUCCCUCCCUCCAACGAGAGCUGUUGAGUAAGAUGUCGAUGAGCCACUUUGCAUUACCACUUCUCCUGCCAGGUCUCGGAGAGUCCCCAAUGUUUCUUCUGGGGCCCUUAUGUUUCAUUGUGAAAAAGUACCACCCUCAGGCAAUGAAACUUGGACCUCGAGAGCAACACAUAACUAAUGCAAAGCUUCCAACCAUUGCGUUCCUUCGCCUGGGUCGCUGCUCCAUGUCUAAAUCCAAACUCUUAAAUGACAUUCUCAGUCAGUCUGAGCAACACCACAAUUUCUUCAUCCAUUCCAACAUGGAAUGUGCUGAUGUCCCCCGCAGGAUCUCAGAUGGGCUGAUUGAGGUGUGCUGGUACCUGCCCGGAGUGACAGAGGAGCUGAAAAGCUUCCCCAAAGCUCUGGCUGUGAUGAACCUGCGUGGAGAUGCUACACAGUUUCCCAAGCAUGUGAGCUACUUGACUGGAAUCUCAGCUGUUGUGUUUGUCUGUGUGGACAAUGUGGACAGUAAAAUAAAAAAAGUUCUGACUUCACUCAUCCAAUCUCCAAAGAAGCUCGUCAUGUUAGUCAAUCCCAACUCCACUGAUCUUGAAGUCACACAACUGAAUCUUAAGAAAUUGGUCAGAGAUAACUUAUUUUCCGAGAAGCGGAUUGUAUCCAAAUUCCAAAAAACCAAUGCAAUGUUCAUCCGAGAGCUUCGAGCUAAACUCCAAGACUCGCUGGGAAAGGAUGAUUAUCCAGAGAAGAGCUUGGAGGAGAUGGCCGAGGUGGCCAGAGACAUAGGAUUUGCAGUUAGUGAAGACAGAGGGGAGCUUUGUGAAGGUGAGCGACCACUCAGUGAUAAUGGUAAUUCAUUGCCAACUGAAAGUCUGGGAGAAUGUCCUAAUCAAAGAAUGACAAUACAUUCUCCCAGUCAAUGUUUGAAAAGCAGGUGUGAAAUUGGACAGAAACAGGUUGAAGAAAAAUCUAUAGUGAAUUAUUUUCAUAGUGAGAAGCCUUCCUCGUUCUCGUGUGUGCUGGACACAGAAAUGAGUGUGUCAUGUAAAGACAGUGUAUAUAACCAAUUACUAACAGUACUGGGAUUGCAGGAAUUCUUUCCCCGGAAGCUAACUGUGAACAAAAUGCUGCAGAUCAGAGCAGAACCACUGCCAGAUAGGUUACCCAGAGAUCCUGAGGAUAUUCCCUGGUACUUCUUCAUGAAACUAAUAAAUGCAAAUUUUAUGGCGAGAUCCAUAAAAUGUCAAUCAAUGGGAUCAACUGUGAGUGAUAAAAUUGGUGAUCUUUCUGAAGAGCCUACAAAAACCACGAGCUUUAACCCAUUAGAUGUCAUCACUGCAAUAUUCCUAUGUGCAGAUCCCUUCCUCAAACAGGAGCUGGUCAUGAAGAUGUCCACAUGUCAGUUUGCAGUACCUCUUCUGGUGCCUGGGACAGAGGGAAAGAUCCUGUUUCUCCUGAGGUCUAUGUGUUCUCUUGUAAAAAGAUGGUGUCCUCGUGAGUUACAAAAUCAAAAUAGAUUCAUAGAAACACAAGUGAUCUCUGCCAAUCUUCCAACCAUUGCAUUCAUUCGCCUGGGUCGCUGCUCCAGGUCUAAAUCCAAACUCUUAAAUGACAUUCUCAGUCACUCUCAGCAACACCACAAUUUCUUCAUCCAUUCCAACAUGGAAUGUGCUGAUGUCCCCCGCAGGGUCUCAGAUGGGCUGGUCGAGGCUUGCUGGUAUCUGCCCGGAGCAAUAGAGCACAUGGACAUCUUCCCCAAUGCUCUUACUGUGAUGAACCUGCGAGGAGAUGCGGCAACCUUUCCCACGCAAGUGAGCUUCUUAGCUAGUGUCUCAACUGCUGUAUUUGUCUGUGUGGAUAAUAUCACAGAAGUGGAAGCAAGUGCCUUGUCCAGAUUGUCCCUUAAUCCACAGAAACUAUAUCUGAUUGUGAAUCCUGAGAAAAAUCAAUUGGAGACCACAAAUCAGCAUUUGAAGAGAUUGUCCCAAGAAUGGGGAAUCACAAUGAACCAUAUUCUAUCAAGGAGGCAGACAAAUGAUUUCACCUUGUUGUUAAAUGUUCAGAAGGAAAUAAAUGCUAUAUUGAACGACAUCAAUAGACACUCAGAGAAACCAAAGAGUUUGGCUGAGAUGGCUUCCUGUGCUCGACAGGUUGGGUUGGAUGUAGAUGAAGAUGACAAUGAAUGUAAAGAAGGGAAAAGAAUCUCAGAAACUAUUCUUCCUCUCCUUCCAACAAAAGAGAUUGCAAAGUUCAAAAGAAACAAGAUGUAUUUUCAAGGCGAUAAGUGGAUACAAAUAUCCAAAAUAGAAAAGGAGAUUUGUUGCCUCAGAGACGUAGGACAAGACAGUGUGGCCACAUACACUGAUAAACUGAAGAAAAGAAUACGAGAAAUUCAGAAGAAAUUGUUACAGAAAGGGACAUCAGAAGUGGUGGGUAAGUUUAUUGAAAAAUUUGUUACAAGCUCUGGAGAUGGGAGGAAACAUUUCUUGUACUUGAUGAAAUAUGAGUUGGAUUAUAGGACACGGGAAAUUCUCUCUGAUUUGAAGGCAGAAUACAAGCAACUGUCGAAAAGAUUAGAGAAUCAACAAGUUCUGAAAGACUUUGAUACAAAGAUAGUAGGGAGCUCAUUAGGGCUGGAACACUUCCUACGUGAAAUCGGGCUUGUUUACGAAACAUUCAAGGCGUUGAGUGAAAUCUCCCCCAAUAUCUCAAAGCUUCCAGUGAUUGCUGCUGAGCUGCUGUUAGAUGGCUUCCCACUGGAGCUCAUAGAUGGAGAUGUUUGUGGUGUAGCUGUGGACUGGGUCACUGAGGUGUUCAAACAAGUGGAAAGGAUGAAGGGAGGAGAAUGUCGGGUCUUUGUGCUGACAGUGUUGGGAGUACAGAGCACUGGGAAGUCCACACUUCUCAACACCAUGUUUGGGUUGCAGUUUGCUGUAAGCAGUGGACGGUGCACACGAGGAGCUUUCAUCCAACUCAUUCCAAUUGUGGGAGAUUUGAAGACCAAACUUGGCUGUGAUUUCAUCCUGGUCAUUGACACAGAGGGCCUGAAACAACAAGUGUCUGAUAUUGGAGGCACCCAUGAACACGACAAUGAGCUGGCAACCUUAGUGAUUGGAAUGAGUGAUUUAACUUUAAUUAACAUGUCCACGGAGAGCGCCUCAGAAAUGGAGGAUGUGCUGCAAAUAGUGGUCCACUCGUUUAUCCGCAUGUCAGAAGUGGGCAAGAAACCCAUUUGCCAAUUUGUCCAUCAAAACACUGGGGACGUUUCUGCACAUGAACAGAACUUGAUUAAUCGAAAACGCUGGAACGACCACUUAGACAAGAUGACCUCGAUUGCAGCUAAGAUGGAGAAAGUAGAAGGUUCAUUCUCUAAAUUCUCUGAUAUUAUAGACUACAAUCCUGAUAAAGAUAACUGGUAUAUCCCAGGGCUGUGGCAUGGGAACCCCCCAAUGGCUGCAGUCAAUAUCGGGUAUAGCCAGAAGGUGGUGGAGUUGAAACAAUGUGUUUUGGAUCACUUCACGGCGAGAAAUGCGUCCACAGUCACUCAGUUUAUAAGAAACUUCACAAACCUGUGGAAUGCAGUGAAGCACGAAAAUUUCAUCUUCAGUUUCCGGAAUUGUCUUGAGGUUGAUGCUUACAAUGACCUUUCUGUCAAGUACAGUGAUCUGGAAUGGGAACUACGAAAAAUGGUCUAUGAUUUUAUGGACAAGGCUCAGAAGAGAAUCGAAACCGAAGAAAAGAAUCCUGAGAAUUUGUUGGCCGUGUUAAGGAAUGAGCUGCUGGAAGUGAUGGAAACAACGAAAGCCGAAGUUAUCAAAACAUUGGAAGAUUGGUUCAGCGCACAGAAUAAGAAAGCCCAUCUGAUUCAGGAUUACAAAGACCAGUUUAAGAUGAACAUUGACAUCUUAUGUAAUAAGCUUGAGGAGGAUUCACAUAAACAAUGGAAGAAUGAAGAGCAGAAACAAGAAGGUAGGAAGAAACUGCAAGCUAUCAAGGAUGAAUAUUUUCAAUCAGUUUUUUAUCAAGUCACUCAGCUCGUUCAGUCUUUGAAACAGAAAACAAAAGACCAGGAUGACAGUGAGCUGCUUGAGGCUUUUGAAACCAUGUGGACUGAGGCCAUUUCUUCACUGGAAAUCUAUCAACCAAAGGUAGCCAACAUUCCCUUGGACAUGGAAAUAAGUUUGAGGGAGAACAUGAAGACACAUGGAGGCAACUUACACAAGCAACUUAAAGACAAAUGUCUUGAUGAGCCAGUGUUGGGAAAGUUGGAGUUCAAAGUCAGUGAGAAGCAUAUUGAUGUGAAAUCUCUGCAUGACUGUGCACCUACGUUCAUUUCCAAAGAAUCCAAGAAGGAAUCAGAUCUCCCAAAAUAUUUGAAAGAAGCACAAAGACAGGCAGAUGAAAUGAUCUCCAAAAGCCAAGAUGAAAUGGAGAAGUUGAUACAACAAGAAAUGGAUUAUGAUCCCAAAUAUUGCCCAAAAAUUCUCCGAAGUUUGGACAAGAUUUUGAAACAUUCGGCUUCACCAAAGUUUCCAACAUUGAGUUUCACCAAAAUGUUUACGAUAGAUUUCAAAUGUCACAUUUGUCGCGUUGCAAUUCAGAGAUUCCAAGAGAUACACGAUUCUUUCCGAGAAAAAAAUGAUCCCUUACUUGUUUUCAAAGCAGAUAAGGAUUGCUACAAACAGUUCCUUAUAAAUCUGUACAAUGAGAAAGAUCAAAGUCAAUCCUGUGCUGAAUUAUACCUUGAUACCUGCAUCAAACCAGCACUGAUGGAAGAUCUUAAUCAGAAACUGGGACGGGCCAUUGUGGGUUAUAUUAAGAGCACGCAAAGGGCAGAAGAAUUCAAGUCUCGCAGGAACCUACAAGUGGGGAUAAUGUUGGAUUUGAAAAAGAAAAACUGCUUUGAUAACUAUUGUCAAUAUAUCGACAAUACCCACAAGUUUGAGAAGGAUUGGGUGGAAGAGCAACUCCUGAGGUACUGUGAAAACUCAGAGCAGGAAGCAACGCUCCUUCACAAUCUGGCUAUGGGUAUUCUGGAACCAGCUGUACAUUCAAUACAGAAAGCAAUCCGAGACAUUGAAACCCACAAAGAAUUGACAGCCUGGACCUUUCUGACUGAGUUCAGGAAAGCAAUGGAAGGAAUAAUUGUGUUACCUCAGGACACGUUCACCAAUCAGGACAUUGUGACAAACGCUCCAUGUUUUGUGGAUGAAUUGAAAGGUUUGGCCAAUGGUUUGAAAAAUGAUCUUUCAAAUACCAUUAAGGGAUGGAAUGUCAGAUCCAAAGUCUCAGAGCUUCCUGUAGCUCCAUGGAAGUUGCUGUAUGACAUGCUGUCUGGCUGUGGGGAGCAAUGUCCUUACUGUGGAGUUUUAUGUGAUUGCACCGACCACAAUCACGAGAAGCACUCGGCAAAUUAUCACUUGCCAGAGGGACUAAGGGGGUAUCGCUGGACCUUUGGGAAGACUCUUGUAACCAACAGUUGUUCAGAUACAUCCUAUAUUGCAUUGCGUUUAUACCGAGAAGAAGAUCCCUGGUGGAAAUCACAGUUAUCUAUUCGGGAUUCAUGGAACAUCCCCAAAAGCAGGGAUACUGGGGUGCCCCCCUACUGGAAAUGGGUCUUCUACACCCAUAACAAAAGUAUUGCAAAGAAAUACGGAGUGAAGCCAGCGACACGCAUUGAUGACUGGAACAUACCGUGGAGUGAAAUCAAAAAAGACAUUGAGGAAAAGUACAACGUGAGGAUCGAUGAGUUUCCAGCAUCACUUCAACCUCUGUAAGGUAUUGGUCCCUGAGAGGGUCAGGACCAGUGGAAUUGGUUUUCAUAGCUCUUUUAAAAGAGCUGGCACUGACACGACGGUUCGAAUGGCCUCCUUCUGCACUGUAUAAUUCUAUGAUUCUAUGAAUCAUUGCGGACCAUGGAGAAAACAUCACGUAACAACGAGGAACAGUGAUCUAUUACAGUUACAGCACAGGAGAACAGUCAAGCUUCUGGCUCAAGACACAACAGAGAUACCAACCGAGCCCGGCUGACACCUUGAUCUGAAGCAUUAAAUGCUUUGCGUUAUUUUGAUUUGAUGAACUCUAAACCAAACGUAAGAUUAUUAUGUUUAAGCAGCUCUGCAUUUUCCUCUUAUACCUGAAUUAAUCCAAUCAACAACGUCAAUUACAUUUCUACACUGCCUUUCCUAAGGGAUUUUGCCUUCUGUGGCAUCGCAUUCCCCGUUCCCCAAACUCGGUGUGUGAUGAUCUGUGAGAGGUUCUGAGGGGUUUCACAGAUAUCGAUAAUAUAGAAAACGCAGGUUUUUUCUUUCUAAGUCUGUGAUGAUUUGCUUCCACCCUCAGGGGGUUAACACCCAAACUAAAAUAUAACCAGCGCUUGUAAUAUUUAGCCCAAAGGGAAAAAUUGAAGGAUUCCUUAUAGUGUCUCGUGUAACAAUAU
Molecule: messenger RNA, 7133 nt
Organism: Callorhinchus milii (elephant shark)
Lineage: Eukaryota; Metazoa; Chordata; Chondrichthyes; Chimaeriformes; Callorhinchidae
Product: interferon-induced very large GTPase 1-like
Exons: 2
Coding region: 316-6471 (2051 amino acids)
Molecular function (GO): GTP binding
Source: RefSeq, a predicted model, not a curated record